AUGGCUACUGGCACAUGUCAUAGCAUGAUGGGGCUCACAGCCGUCCAGUAUUUCCGCAACUUCAAGCGUUACUCAAGACCACCAGCCUCUGAAUCCGAAAUUUGUUGCGACGAAGCACUUACAACACAGUCGGAAAUCUCUACCACGGCGGAUGAAACAACCUUCGAGGCCACUACAACUCCAGAGCCUCCAACAACUACUGUCGACGCUUGUGUGGCAGGCAUAACCUCAGUUGGAGGCUCACCUCCCUUGCAAGAUCGUAUCGAUGACUGUGAAGAGUUCAAUGUGAUCACCGUCAGCCCAUACACAGUUACCGAGACCAUUUUAUCCAAGCGGUGGGAAUAUCGCAUCCCAACAGGCUGGCCCACUGCAAGACCCACCAACAAACAACUUGUUCGCCGUCAAGACCCCGAAGCUACUACCAUCUUCCCAAGCGAGACUCCCGCUUAUGCUACGUAUUGUGACUCGGCUGAGAAGUAUUAUGAUGCGUGCUCUAGCGCUGGUGUUACUGCUGUGACGACUACUUUGACGACACCUACUGAAACCGAGACGGAAGAAGAGCCUGCGUGUCGUGGUGCGUCGAUGGUGAAGAGGGCGGGUGAAGGUUUGGGAUAUCAGUUUGAGGAUGAUUGGGAUGUUAUCCGUAUGCUUGGGUGGAGAUAUUUCUGA
Fusarium odoratissimum NRRL 54006 is the source of this 669-nucleotide messenger RNA. RefSeq lists its product as uncharacterized. Lineage: Eukaryota; Fungi; Ascomycota; Sordariomycetes; Hypocreales; Nectriaceae. The transcript has 3 exons. Bases 1 to 669 code for a protein of 222 amino acids. The record is from RefSeq and is a predicted model, not a curated record.